CCAUGCCGCCCUCCGCGAUGCUUCUGCUGCUGCUGCCGCUGCUGCCGCUGCCGGCGGCGCUGGCGGUGCCCGCCCCGGCGGGGGUGGCGGCGGGGGGCUGCGGGCCCUGCGAUCCGGCGCGAUGCCCGGCGCUGCCGGCGCGGGGGUGCCCGCUGGGCCGGGUGCGGGACGCCUGCGGGUGCUGCUGGCAGUGCGGGCGCGGCGAGGGCGAGGCGUGCGGGGCCGGCGGCGGCGCCGCGGGAGGACGCUGCGCUCCGGGACUCGAGUGCGUGAAGAGCCGGCAGCGCCGCAAGGCGAAGAGCGGCCCGGGGCUCCCCGCCUCCGGCCCGCCCGGCGUGUGCCUCUGCAAGAGCCGCUACCCGGUGUGCGGCAGCGACGGGCUCACCUACGGCAGCGGCUGCCAGCUCCGCGCCGCCAGCCUGCGCGCACAGAGCCGCGGGGAGCCCGCCAUCAGCCAGCGCAGCAAGGGAGCCUGCGAGCAAGGACCCUCCAUUGUGACUCCUCCUAAGGAUAUCUGGAAUGUGACAGGAGCACAGAUCUACCUGAGUUGUGAAGUCAUUGGCAUCCCAACUCCUGUCCUCAUCUGGAACAAGAUAAUUCGAGGACAGUAUGGUGUCCAGAGGAUGGAGCUCCUGCCUGGGGACCGGGAGAACUUGGCUAUCCAGACCCGAGGGGGCCCAGAGAAACACGAAGUGACUGGCUGGGUGCUCAUAUCCCCUCUGAGCAAAGAGGAUGCUGGGGAAUAUGAGUGCCAUGCGUCAAAUGCCAAAGGAGAGGCAACAGCUUCUGCAAAAAUCCACGUUGUGGAAACUCUGCAUGAAAUAGCUCUGACCAAAGAUGAUGGUGCAGAGCUGUGAUGUGAGGACUUUCACUUAUGCACAGUUUUAAAUUAGUAUUUUGGAAAGCUGCAAGCUCUGGCUUUUUCUAGCUGACUAAUCAUUCCCUCUUAACUCCCUUAUUCUUUGACUCCCAAUUUGCUUGCACACUUCUUUCACAGAUGCACAAAUAAAGAGAUUCACAAGUUUGAUUACAAAUUUUAAUUCUAUUUACAGGAAAUAAACAUACUUUUCAACAGCA
This is a messenger RNA of Lepidothrix coronata (blue-crowned manakin), 1077 nucleotides long. It is a transcript of the gene IGFBP7, whose product is annotated as insulin like growth factor binding protein 7. The record is from RefSeq and is a predicted model, not a curated record. Gene Ontology annotation, molecular function: insulin-like growth factor binding. NCBI's taxonomy places the organism in Eukaryota, Metazoa, Chordata, Aves, Passeriformes, Pipridae. The transcript has 5 exons. Gene Ontology annotation, cellular component: extracellular region. Gene Ontology annotation, biological process: regulation of signal transduction; regulation of cell growth. Bases 3 to 857 code for a protein of 284 amino acids.